Messenger RNA from Rhinichthys klamathensis goyatoka, 1752 nucleotides. RefSeq names its product voltage-gated potassium channel subunit beta-3. Gene Ontology annotation, cellular component: membrane; voltage-gated potassium channel complex; cytoplasm. The transcript is spliced from 15 exons. The record is from RefSeq and is a predicted model, not a curated record. Bases 397 to 1608 code for a protein of 403 amino acids. Lineage: Eukaryota; Metazoa; Chordata; Actinopteri; Cypriniformes; Leuciscidae. Gene Ontology annotation, molecular function: transmembrane transporter binding; voltage-gated potassium channel activity; potassium channel regulator activity. Gene Ontology annotation, biological process: potassium ion transport; regulation of potassium ion transmembrane transport.
GCCCUUCGCCUAGCUGGGCUUCACUGCCAUUUGGUAAAGCGGCACCGGCUGUUGCGCAUCCAGUCGGUGGAAAGCCGGCGUGAAUGGGUGGUUCCGCAUUUUGAGGAGGUCCCCCGCCUCGCACAGAGAGACCACCCGGAUUCUGCGGAGGAAUGCCUCAACACGGUGAGGAGCGUCUUCAAGUCGCGUCGAUCCAGGCAUUGGAGAAGUGCAGUGGGAGAAUGCAAAGACAGACUGUGCACGCAACAGCACAUUAAAGGCCUGGACAGCAGCCAGUCGUGACUUUUUGCCUGGCGACAUAAACACGCACACCACCACGUUAGGGUUGCGUUUGGACGUGCGCCUUCCGCGCAACAGCUGCAAGUUUGUGCCAGCAGUGUGUGAGAGCUGGUCAGGAUGCAGGUCUCAUUUGCUUGUACGGAGCACAAUCUGAAGAGCCGGAGCGAGGACCGGCUGUGUGGCCUGCGAACUGCCCCUCCACCAGGGGGCAGUAGUGGAGGAGGAGGAGGACAGGGAGGAAACGGCAACUACCCCCCCCAGAGCUCAGUCAAAACACGGCCCCUGCCUCAAGGCCACGCCCACAUGAAGGAGGCGUUCGGACGGCACAGUACCAUGAAAUACAGGAACCUUGGAAAGUCGGGUCUACGUGUUUCUUGCUUGGGUCUUGGCACCUGGGUGACAUUUGGAUCUCAGAUCUCUGACGAGAUGGCAGAGAGUCUGAUGACGAUAGCGUAUGAGAACGGAGUGAAUCUGUUCGACACAGCAGAAGUCUAUGCUUCAGGCAGGGCUGAAAUCACUCUAGGCAACAUCAUUAAGAAGAAAGGCUGGAGACGGUCCAGUUAUGUAGUAACGACUAAGAUCUACUGGGGAGGACAGGCAGAGACAGAGAGAGGCCUGUCUAGAAAACACAUCAUAGAAGGUCUCAGAGGUUCCCUGUCUAGACUACAGCUGGAUUACGUGGAUAUUGUCUUUGCCAACCGAAACGAUGUCAACAGCCCCAUGGAAGAGGUAGUACGUGCGAUGACAUUUGUUAUAAACCAGGGUAUGGCCAUGUACUGGGGCACGUCCCGCUGGAGCGCCAUGGAGAUCAUGGAGGCAUACUCCGUAGCGAGGCAGUUUAACUUAAUCCCACCAGUAUGCGAGCAGGCCGAGUAUCACUAUUUCCAGAGGGAUAAAGUGGAGGUGCAGCUGCCAGAGCUCUACCACAAGAUCGGCGUUGGAGCGAUGACCUGGUCUCCUCUCGCAUGUGGGCUGAUCACAGGAAAAUACAGCGAUGGCGUUCCAGACUGUUCAAGAGCCGCAAUGAAAGGAUAUCAGUGGCUAAAGGAGCGAGUGUACAGUGAAGAAGGGCGCAGACAGCUUGCAAAAAUCAAAGAGCUCCACCUGGUGGCUGACAGGCUGGGCUGCACGGCUGCUCAACUCGCCAUUGCAUGGUGUUUGCGCAGUGAAGGGGUUAGUUCUGUACUUCUUGGUGUCUCCAAUACAGACCAGCUUAUUGAGAACCUCGGAGCCCUGCGGGUGCUGUCUCAAAUGACACCUCAGACUGUGAGCGAGAUGGAUGCUCUCCUGGGCAACAAGCCUCACUCCAAGAAAGAGUCACGUGCGUGAGGGAACUAGAGAGAUGACAUGAACAUGUGCAGCCUGAAAAGACAAAGAAAGCAAGGUGGAAAAGACGGAACACGGCGUACCAUUGCUUUCCUGCUCUCCCGUAUAUUACAACACCUGCAUGCCUUCUGCAACAUGCUUCCAGCC